Pogona vitticeps (central bearded dragon) is the source of this 2044-nucleotide messenger RNA. The record is from RefSeq and is a predicted model, not a curated record. Lineage: Eukaryota; Metazoa; Chordata; Lepidosauria; Squamata; Agamidae.
UACCAUAGAGUCUAGGAGCCCUAGGGGGAUAGAGGAGCCUUCACUUCCGAUCCCUUGUCGUUUCUCCUCCGUUCCCGGCCGUUUCCUGGCAAAAGGAAGAGGGGGGGGACUGGGCGGUCGGGAGCAGCUUUGUAAUUGGUCCGGGUGGCUGCCUGCGCUUUUCCUCCUUCCUUUCCCGGUUCCGAAGAUUUUUGUGGCGCUACUGCCUUCCCUUGCGGCUUAUCUGCUCCCAUCCCGGUCAGAGGCGAAGAGGGACGGGGUCGUCCUGCUGCCCUCGCCGAGCUCGCAUGGAAGAGGGGGAGAUGCGGCGGGAACGGUGACCGCGGUAGAACCUUUGUCCAUGACCCUGCCGUCUUCCUUCCUCACUGCUGAAUAGCUACUCCAAGAUAAACAGAAGACACAGAGUGGAUAUAUGAAGGAAGACGUUGAGGGAUCUGCCGAAGAUGAGGCGACUGAAUCGGAAGAAGACCUUGAAUUUAGUGAAAGAAUUGGAUGCCUUCCCAAAAGUUCCUGAAAGCUACAUAGAGACUUCAGCAAGCGGAGGAACAGUUUCAUUAAUUGCAUUUACAACCAUGGCUCUCCUAACAGUAAUGGAAUUUAUGGUAUAUCGAGAUACCUGGAUGAAAUAUGAAUAUGAAGUGGAUAAGGAUUUUACUAGUAAAUUAAGAAUCAAUAUAGAUAUUACUGUCGCCAUGAAGUGUCAAUAUAUUGGUGCUGACGUGCUGGAUCUGGCAGAAACGAUGGUUGCUUCGGCGGAUGGCUUAGUUUAUGAACCGGUAAUAUUUGAACUCAGUCCUUUGCAAAAAGCAUGGCAAAGGAUGCUUCACAUCAUUCAGAGUAGACUGCAGGAAGAGCACUCUCUUCAAGACAUAAUAUUCAAAAGUGCUUUUAAAAGUGCAUCAACAGCACUACCUCCUAGGGAGGACAACUCGUUGCAGCCUCCAGAUGCUUGCAGAAUCCAUGGGCACCUAUAUGUUAAUAAAGUAGCAGGGAACUUUCACAUAACUGUGGGCAAGGCAAUUCCCCACCCGAGAGGCCAUGCGCAUUUGGCAGCCCUUGUGAGUCAUGAAUCAUACAACUUCUCCCACAGGAUAGAUCACUUGUCUUUUGGAGAGCUCAUUCCAGGGAUUAUUAAUCCUUUAGAUGGUACUGAAAAGAUUGCAUCAGAUCACAACCAGAUGUUCCAGUACUUUAUCACAGUUGUGCCAACAAAGCUUCACACAUAUAAAAUUUCAGCAGAAACUCAUCAGUUUUCAGUGACAGAAAGGGAAAGAGUGAUCAACCAUGCAGCCGGGAGUCACGGGGUGUCUGGGAUUUUCAUGAAGUAUGACAUCAGUUCUCUUAUGGUGACGGUGACAGAAGAACACAUGCCGUUUUGGCAGUUUUUAGUGCGACUUUGUGGUAUCAUUGGAGGGAUCUUUUCCACUACAGGACUUCUGCACAGCAUCGGAAGAUUCAUUGUUGAAAUUGUCUGUUGUCGUUUCAAACUGGGAUCGUACAAAUCUCCAUCUGUGACACUUCAAGAUGGGCACCUAAACAACCAUGUACCUCUAAUGACUGAUGACAUCAUGCAUUAGCACCUUCCACAGAAACUGUUUUCCGUCAGAUGCAGAAAACAUUUUUUUAUAACAAAACAUUGUGCAAUAUGUUAAGAUGGUGCUCGGCACCCACCCACUCCCCAAAAAUCAAGCCUUUUGAAAACAAAACUAAACUAUUUGUGUGGCUUCUCUGUCCCUUUAAGAAUUUGGAAAGAUGCCAAGAAAUCCAAUGAGCUCAUUCUCUCUCCUUGAAUGAACAGGACCAUUCCUUGGACGUGAUUCUAGUUUGCUGAACUGCUUCCUGGCAAGAUGUCAGCAGUUACCAUUCCUUAUUCCACAUGUGAUGGAUGCCUACAAAGCCCUAAUAUGUAAAGGGAUGCAGUAGGAAGGGUGUGUAUUUUCAUCAGCAUAGCAGGAAAAAUAGCAAGACCAGCUUAAAACAGAGUUUUCAGUGUUACACAUUAAAAAAUGAGGCGGAAGAUUCCCCGUCCCCAUUAUAUCUGUAA